Molecule: messenger RNA, 1253 nt
Organism: Haplochromis burtoni (Burton's mouthbrooder)
Lineage: Eukaryota; Metazoa; Chordata; Actinopteri; Cichliformes; Cichlidae
Product: granzyme B-like
Exons: 5
Coding region: 210-956 (248 amino acids)
Biological process (GO): proteolysis
Molecular function (GO): serine-type endopeptidase activity
Source: RefSeq, a predicted model, not a curated record
UUUUCAUCCUGAAAACAGAAAUAAUGUUCUGCUGGUAAAUGAUUGGAGGUGUGUGAUGCACCACCACCUGUUACGUGCAGCGGUGCAGACAAAGGUGUGAUAUCCGUGCAGAAACUUCUGACCACAAAGUUUCUGUUGUGGGAGGCGUGUUAUAAAAAGAGACGUGUGGAGUGGGGGGGUCACUGCAAGCCUGCAGCGUCUGUCCCACCAUGAUCUGCUGCAUCCUUUACGUCUUUCUGCAAAUCUCCCUCACAGGGGCUGCUGAGAGCGGCAUAGUCGGUGGCAGGGAGGCAAAGCCCCACUCCAGACCGUACAUGGUGUCAGUCCAGUAUCGGGGAGUACAUUCAUGUGGAGGGAUCCUUAUUCAGAGGGACUUUGUUCUGACUGCAGCUCACUGCAAACAUGAGACCUCAGGUUCUUGCACCGUGGUGCUCGGAGCACACGACAUCACCAGGGAAGAGAGAACUCAGCAACGCAUCGAAGUGGACGAGUAUUUCGCUCAUCCAGGGUUCACUGGACAAUACGAAUAUGACAUCAUGUUACUGAAGUUGAAAAAGAAAGCCAAACUCAGUAAGAACGUGAAGACCAUCGGCCUGCCUGAAGGAAAAACAUCAGCUAACAUGAAAUGUGCUGUGGCAGGCUGGGGAUGGACUACAGCUCAUGACUGUCCCUCAAAUGUGUUAAAGGAAGCCACAGAGAACAUAGAGGCCACGUCUAACUGUGAAAACAUUUGGCAACAAUAUUUUAAUUCUGAUCACAUGAUUUGCACCAACUUUACCAAAAAGAGUGGAGGCAUCUGCCGGGGAGACUCUGGUGGACCACUCAUCUGCAAGAAUAAGCUUCAAGGUGUAACAGCUUACACCUCACCAGAGGACUGCACUGAUCUCAGCUACCCCCACGUGUUCACCAAAGUCCGUUUCUUCAUCCCCUGGAUCAAGGAAACAAUGAAAAAAUAACGGAUUUUUUUCAGGCAUUAAAGUUUCAACAUGGUUAAUGUGAAACGUCUGUAUGUUUGAAUAAAAAAGAAGAAGUGUCCUGAAUGACCGAGAGAAGUGAAACUGAACCAAUGUUGUGUUGGUAAAACAAACCAAUCUUUUCAGUGCUUUAACUGUAGUUUUGUCACAGCUGAACUGAGGUGAACUAAACUCGGUUCUCUUGUUAACGACUAAAUAAUAAAGCUUGAAACAUUUUUGGCCUCUCAGAAUCUCUUUUUUAAAUUGUUUUUUAAAAUAAAAUAAGUUCAACAUUUCAGA